Messenger RNA from Giardia duodenalis, 222 nucleotides. RefSeq lists its product as uncharacterized. The record is from RefSeq and is a predicted model, not a curated record. The transcript has a single exon. NCBI's taxonomy places the organism in Eukaryota, Fornicata, Diplomonadida, Hexamitidae. Bases 1 to 222 code for a protein of 73 amino acids.
AUGACCAGUGUCUGGUGCUUAGACGGCUUCCUGAUAUUCGCGGUUCUAUUCGUUUGUUGCUGCAGUUACAUCGCCAGGAUGCCCCGGUUUAAAUCGAUUGUCUUCCAGGAGAAAACUGGCUUUCGGGGGACCUUGUACAAGAGCGCAGUUAUUGGCCUGCGGUUGCAUUACGCCAUUAGUAUCAUCUGUCUUCUUCUGGGCCUGUAUCGCCUAUUCUUUUGA